GUAUCUGUCACAACUACUCUAAUAUUCUCGGUCGAUCUUCAACCUUUCUCUCACUAAAACGUAGAGAGGGAAAGAAGACCUUUCUCGAUCGAAAUCAAAGAAAUUAACAUGGGUAAUUGUGCUAGUGAACCAAAGACCAAGGGUGAUGAUGCUGCUGCAGUCCCAGUACCCGAGCCCAGGAAGGAGGAAUCGGUUCAGGCCAAGGAUGUGAAUGCUGAGCAGCUGCAGGAAGAAAACAAGGAUGAACAAAAUAACGAUGGUGGUCAUAACAAGCAACCCUCUCUUGGGGCCUUGCUCAAGGAGGAAGAAGAGAAGACAGCUGAAGUUGCGGCAAAGCUAGAAGAAGAGAAGACAGCUGAAGUUGCGGCAAAGCUAGAAGAAGAGAAGACAGCUGAAGUUGCAACAAAGCUAAAAGAAGAGAAGACAGCUGAAGUUGCGGCAAAGCUAGAAGAAGCGGAAGAAAAGACAAAGGCCAUUGAGAAGAAAGAGGAGAUGGCAGUUGAGCUCGAGAAAGCACCUGAGGCAGCAGCAGCAGCAGCUGUAGUUACCCAAGAAGACAAGAAAUCUGCUAUUGAGGAGAUCAAGAAACCCCAAGAGGUGAAGGAGACAAAAGCAGAAGAGAUCAAGGAGACAAAAGCAGAAGAGACCAAGGAAACAAACCCAGAAAAGAUCAAGGAGACAAAUCCUGAAGUGAAGGACCAAAUUUGAAAUUAUACCUGCUUAUAAGGGAGUGACUGUGGGCUUGUAACUUGAACAUUAUUUACAACUUUGUGUUUCCAAUUUAUUGAAAUGGAUUAUAAGGUUAUAGGUUGUAGCUAUCACUAUAGCUAGUCAUGGGUUAGAGUGAUGGCUACAACCUUACCUCUUACCCUUCCCUUGUCAAUCAUUCUCACCUCAUCAACUUUCUCCUUAAUUUUAGGGUUA
Messenger RNA from Malus domestica (apple), 924 nucleotides. RefSeq lists its product as uncharacterized. The record is from RefSeq and is a predicted model, not a curated record. Lineage: Eukaryota; Viridiplantae; Streptophyta; Magnoliopsida; Rosales; Rosaceae.